AUGGAGAAAGAAGGAAACAACUUCAUAAGUCAAACUCCUUUACAAAUCAAGAAGAAUAUGGAGACUCAAAGACCAAAGCAAGCUAUAGUGGAGAAUAACCAAAACAUGGAGAAACAAACAAGCAAUUCUGAGAGAAAAAAAGACAUCAAAUGUUUCAAGUUCUUAGGAAGAGGGAAUAUUGCUAAUAUGUCUCCCAAUCAAAACACUAUGUUGCUAUUGGAUGAUGAUGAAGUUGCUUCUGACUUUGAAGACAAGAUCCAUGAAGAAAACGAUGGAAGUUGUACAAAUGUGGCAAGUACCAUCAUGGUUGACAAGUUGGCUUUGGAGAGAUUGAAGCAUCCAACUCCAUACAAGUUACAAGGGCUCAAUGAAAGAGGUGAGUUUAAUAUGACCAAGAAAGUUUUAAUCUCAUUUUCCAUUGAAAGGAUGGUUCACGUGAAAGGCAACUUUCAAAAGGAAGUUGAGGCAAGAAUGAAACGCCAAGGUCAAGGCAACAACCCCAAUCCUUUUCAAACUGGAAACUUUUACUCUGAUGGUGAUGUUGGAUCUGAUCAACAUAAUGUGGUUCCUGAUGGUCAUACUUCCAUGAGAAGGAAUGGUCAAACCAGUUCUAAUAUCGAUACUCAAAACCAUGUGGGUUUUGCUCAAUUCUUGGGUGAUGACUUUUUGCUCUCGCCUCUCGGUGAUCAGACUGUCACGACUCAAACAUUUGAGACAAGUUUUAACCCUCUUCUGCAAAAUAACAGCAGGAGCGCUGGUAAUGACCCGAUCGAACCGUCGUUAGGGGCCGAUUCUGGUGUUCUCCAACAUAGCUUUGAUCUGAAUGAUGUGGAACAUCCUGAAAGAACCCGUAUUGAUGCAAGUCAGGGAAAUGGACCAUACAUAGGAUCAGGUGGUGAUAACAUUCAAACCCUUGGUGGUUCUUCGAGUCCAGUCAUGAUUUAUUCAGGAGUAGCUGGAUAUGUUAUUGAAGAAAAUAUAAGCCCAGAUGAACUUCCGGUUGAGGGUCAAAGAAGGCUUAUAUGCAAAAGAAAGGCGCCUGAAUUGGCUUCAGGCUCUGCAUGUCAAGCUCAGAAUUCUCAACAGCCAAUGACUAUGGCCCAAAACAAUGCCAGCAUCAACAGCUUAACUGCAGCUAAUAAUGAUCAUUCAGGACUUGGGGCUACUUUGCCUACAUCCUCUAACUCGUAUCAAUUUCCAAGUGAGGCUAGACAAGUAUAUAACUUUCAAAGCAAUACCCGUCUGAGAACUGCAAAUCAACCGGUUGCAACACCAACAAACCUGUGGACAUGGAACUCGAGCAAUUCUAGAGUACAACCAACUGGCCAACACCCCUUUACCCUUUCAAUCUCAGCAACGGCGCUGAUGCUAGUAAAUUCAACCGUGCAGCCAUUUGUCCAAGUCUCUAACUCGUCGCAAGCUCUGCAACAUUAUUGGAACGGAACAAACCUGUCAUGGGUUGGUCCUUCUUCCGUCCCUCUUGAUCAGGCUGUAAACGUGCCAGCAAACCUGAACUUGGUCAAUGAGAAUGUAAACGCCUCGUCUUCAAGAAUCCAAUCUGGUUCAAGCAGGCAUCUACCGAAUUCAUCCAUAAGAUCCCCUAUUCCAAAUAUGGCUGCACAAUAUGGACAAAGAGGGCUAGAUAUUGUCAAUCCAUCUGAGUCCUGGAGGCGAGGGAGUUUCUGUCCAAUACUUCCUAGUGCUUCCCCUGAUGCCAGGCCUGCCCAGGUUCCUCUGAGGUUAGGACCAAGAGCCGAGAGACAAGCUGGUCGUCAUUCUGGAGUCCCACUAUAUACAGGUCAAAGGAGAAGACUGAUAUCUGAGUUCCGCAACCGCAAUGCCUUCGGACUUGUACGAAUGCCUGCUGCCUUACGAGUUGAGGAUGUAAUGGUAAUUGAUGGUUCAUAUUUGUAUGGCAUGCCUGAGGUGCCUGAUAUUCUUGAGGAUAUGCGCCUCGAUGUCGAUAACAUGUCAUAUGAGGAACUGCUGGAACUGGAGGAGCAAAUUGGGAAUGUUUGCACUGGUCUAAGCGAGGAAACUAUUCUAGCCAAUCUGACAAGUCGAAAAUAUCAGUCCGGACCACCAGAAGAAAUUGAACCUUGCUGUAUCUGUCAGGAGGAUUAUGCUGAGGGAGAAGAGCUUGGUAAGCUGGGCUGUGGUCAUGAGUUUCACUUCAAUUGCAUUAAGCAAUGGCUUAUGCAGAAGAAUUCAUGCCCCAUUUGCAAAAAUACAGCUUUGGCUGUUUGA
This is a messenger RNA of Hibiscus syriacus, 2247 nucleotides long. Its product is annotated as E3 ubiquitin-protein ligase MBR2-like. Bases 1 to 2247 code for a protein of 748 amino acids. The transcript is spliced from 8 exons. Gene Ontology annotation, molecular function: ubiquitin protein ligase activity. The record is from RefSeq and is a predicted model, not a curated record. NCBI's taxonomy places the organism in Eukaryota, Viridiplantae, Streptophyta, Magnoliopsida, Malvales, Malvaceae.